This is a messenger RNA of Mastomys coucha (southern multimammate mouse), 2929 nucleotides long. It is a transcript of the gene Plekhf2, whose product is annotated as pleckstrin homology and FYVE domain containing 2. Gene Ontology annotation, molecular function: metal ion binding; phosphatidylinositol binding. The record is from RefSeq and is a predicted model, not a curated record. The transcript is spliced from 2 exons. Bases 232 to 981 code for a protein of 249 amino acids. NCBI's taxonomy places the organism in Eukaryota, Metazoa, Chordata, Mammalia, Rodentia, Muridae.
AGGAGGGAAGGCAGCCGGAGCGGCCGUUGUCGGGUUGGCCCGCAGGGGCGGCGAAGUCACCUGCGAGCGGCUGCGCCCGCCGCGUCCAGAUCGCGCCGGCCUCGCGGGGCCCCCACGCACCCUGCGAGGCUGGGGUCGGGGAGCCGGCGGAGUCCGCGCCCGGAGUCUGCGACGAGAAGGAGUCGCGCCCUCGGCGCCGCCGCCCGCGCGGGGCCGGGUUAUUAAAGGAAGAUGGUGGAUCGCCUGGCAAACAGUGAGGCAAACACUAGACGCAUAAGCAUUGUGGAGAACUGUUUCGGAGCAGCUGGUCAGCCCUUGACCAUCCCUGGGCGUGUGCUUAUUGGAGAAGGAGUAUUGACUAAGCUGUGCAGAAAGAAGCCUAAAGCAAGGCAGUUUUUCUUAUUUAAUGAUAUUCUUGUCUAUGGCAAUAUUGUUAUUCAGAAGAAAAAGUAUAACAAACAACAUAUUAUUCCCUUGGAAAAUGUCACCAUUGAUUCCAUCAAAGAUGAAGGGGAAUUACGGAAUGGAUGGCUUAUUAAGACACCAACUAAGUCGUUUGCGGUUUAUGCUGCCACUGCCACGGAGAAGUCAGAGUGGAUGAAUCACAUAAAUAAGUGUGUCACUGAUUUACUCUCCAAAAGUGGGAAGACACCUAGCAAUGAGCAUGCUGCUGUCUGGGUUCCUGACUCUGAGGCCACUGUGUGUAUGCGCUGUCAGAAAGCAAAAUUCACACCAGUGAAUCGGCGGCACCAUUGCCGCAAAUGUGGCUUUGUUGUUUGUGGUCCCUGCUCUGAAAAGAGAUUUCUUCUUCCCAGCCAGUCUUCUAAGCCUGUGCGGAUUUGUGACUUCUGCUAUGACCUGCUUUCCACGGGGGACAUGGCUGCAUGUCAGCCGACUAGAUCAGACUCUUACAGUCAGUCAUUGAAGUCUCCUUUAAAUGAUGCAUCUGAUGAUGACGACGAUGAUGAUAGCAGUGACUAAGGACAUGCUGUGAAAUAUUUAAGUGACUGCCUGAGAAUCAGCUUCGGGGGCUCUCUCAGUUUUGCUCUAGCCAUGACUGCCUGCGAAGUCUUAACCUCUGUGCCUCUCUGUAUCCUGUAGAAAGCAGCCCUGUGCUUUCUGCUCCUCUCUGCACUCACAGGGCAAGCUGUUGCAAGUGCAUCCGUUAGGGUCUUGGCUUCCUACUCUCCUUAUUUCUAGGUUAUUUUCUUGUGAGUUGGAAAAGAUGUUUAUUUAACAGAUCUUGUAUUAUAUUUUCCUCCUGAUAUAGAAAAACUAAAAGCACAGAAUGAUGGAACAAGAGUAUGAUGUGAUUGAUAUCUGUGGCUUUUCCCCAAGCAUUCUAUGUAAUGGUUAAGACACCAGUAACAGAACAUGGUUUGGAAAUUCUUUAUUCUCUUUUUUCAAUACCAAGUGGUGCCUUACUGUGGCAGCAUUGUCACUGUCACUGAAAUAAACGUAAGCCCUACCUUCUUACUUCUUUGAUUGAUUUAAACACACUGGUGCUCUUACAGGUGGAGAAUGAGUGUUUGAUGGAUGUAGGUAAGAGGAUUUAUUUGACAGCUAUGAGGAACUAAAUUUAGAGUUAUCUCCACUCUUAUAUGAAUACUUAUCUUUCAUAAAAUAGUUGUGAUUAUAUUUUUACAUCUUUUAGGCACCAAAUUAUCAUGGUCACAUAUGUGUUUAAAAUUAGCCAGUUGCCACUGUUCGGAAUUAGAUUUGAAAUUCAUCACUAGUAUAGAAGUGGCAUAUUCCACUAGCUUCUACUUUCCUAAUAUAUUUUUACAAAUAACCUUAUUUGUUUUACAUUAUUUCUAAAAGGAAAAAUCUGAGGAAACCCUUAUAUUUUCUAACAGGGUUUCUCUGUGUAGCCUUGCUUGUCCUGGAACUCGAUUUGUUGACCAGACUGGCCUUGAAUUCUCAAAAAUCCACCUUUGCCUCCCCGGACACCAUUACCACCUGGCAAAAAUGAAGUUUUAAGGAAAUCCUCCUAGAAGGACAUGGAGUCUUAUAGAUCUGAAGAGAUCAGAGUUUGACUAGAUUUCCUGUCUGCCAGCAUCAUUGUUGUUGUUUUUUUGUUUUUUUGUUUUUGUUUUUUUUUUGGUGAAAUAAUCUUGAUCUACAACGUGGUGUUGUAUUUUACAGAGUUUAUGAAGCCCCAAACAAAUUUUAUUUUUGUAAAACAAUUGUAUGUUUAAUCUGUUUCUGAAAUCAUUUUGCAAUAUAUGGAAAUAGAGUAGCAGUUUAUUUCUAAAUUGUGACCAUCGGUUGAGAUUGCUUUGAGAACUGGUAGUUACUCUCUUUAUGUUUGGAGGCAGCCAUUAUACUGUAGGCCUGCUCACUGCAUAGCACUGGAUAUGCCGUGCACAUUCUGGCCGCUGGCAUGCCGCAGUAGUAACUAAGUUUUCAAAUGUGGGAAGCCAGCAGGCUGAAAGUUCUGGGUUUUUUUGUUGUUGGUUUUUUUUUGUUUGUUUUUUUCCAGAGUUCUUUUCAAACCCUGCCCGCCUUUUCAAAUUUUAAAACCUGCAUAUUCUGCAGAUGUCCUGGGGUUUGAUUCAGUAACUUGUGAAUGGAAGAGUCAUUGGUGUUUCACUGUGUGGUUACAGUACUAAUUUUACUUUUCAGUUUUGAAAGUGUAUGAGCUAUAUAGGUCUCCCUGUAGGAAAUGUGAGAAAAAGCACAAUAGAACAUGGCUCGGUGGUUUCGGUCCUGAUUUUUGUUUUGGUUGCUUUUACUAUCAGAUGGAUUUGUGUUUGUUUCAAAGCAGCAUAUACAGUAUAUCAGUAAGCAUGUUUGAAAGGACCAUAAAAAUCAGAGAAAUGCUGAUGGAAACUUGGAAAUUCAGGAACCAAGGGGAAAUGUCCUGAGAUAACAUUUGCAUUGUCGACCUCUGUUGACUGUUUUUACAAUAAAAAUAUUUUGCAGCUUA